AGCCACAUGUAGGGGAACCUCCUUACUAUUUUCUACAGUUCACACGUUUACAACCCAAAACAUUUAUAACACAUUUGAUCGUUACGAACAAUCACAGAAAAAGUUCGAUCUGAAUUGUAGCUUAUCAUGAUGAUAGGUGUCCAAGUGACAGUUUGUGUGUCUAUUGUGGCAGUGCUAGUGACGUCUGUCGCCUCGUUAUACAGUAAAAGUGAUGAUGUUGUAGAACUUACACCGAGUAAUUUCAAUCAGAAAGUUAUCAAUGGAGAUGAACUGUGGUUGGUUGAAUUCUAUGCACCAUGGUGUGGACAUUGUAAAAGUUUAGCUCCAGAAUGGAAGAAAGCAGCCACUGCUCUUAAGGGAGUAGUGAAGAUUGGAGCAGUAGAUGCUGAUGAACACAAGAGUCUGGGCGGUCAAUUUGGUGUCCGAGGUUUCCCAACCAUCAAGAUCUUUGGUGCUAAUAAAAACAGUCCCUCAGAUUAUAAUGGAGCAAGAAAUGCCCAGGGUAUUGUAGAUUCUGCCAUGUCCACGUUGAAAUCCAUGGUGAGCUCUAGAUUGAGUGGUGGUAGUGGAGGAGGAAAGAAGAGUGGUGGAGGCAAGAAGGCAGGAGAUCCAAAAGACGUCGUUACCUUAACAGACUCUAAUUUUGAAGAGUUGGUUAUAAAGGGCAAAGAUCCAUGGAUGGUUGAAUUCUAUGCUCCAUGGUGUGGUCAUUGUAAAAACCUAGAACCUCACUGGGCCUCGGCAGCCUCAGAAUUGAAAGGAAAAGUCAAAUUAGGAGCUUUAGAUGCUACAGUUCAUACUGUCAUGGCAGGCAGAUACCAGGUAAAAGGAUUCCCAACUAUAAAGUUUUUCCCCGCUGGAAGUAAUGGAGAUGCUGAAGAAUAUGAUGGUGGCCGAACAUCCUCAGAUAUUGUCAGCUGGGCCAAUGAAAAGGCAGCCGCUAAUUUACCUCCACCAGAAGUUGUCCAGAUCGUAUCCGAGUCCACUGUAACAGAGAACUGUGAAGGGAAACAACUCUGUGUAGUAUCAAUUCUACCUCAUAUACUCGACUGUCAAUCAAAAUGUAGAAACGCCUACGUAAAAACUUUAAAAGCUAUGGGAGAAAAAUUCAAAAAACAUCAGUGGGGAUGGAUUUGGGCAGAAGCCGGUGCUCAGAUGGAAUUAGAAGAAGGGUUAGGUAUUGGAGGAUUUGGCUAUCCAGCUAUGGCAGCAGUUAAUAUCAGAAAGAAAAAAUAUUCUUUAUUAAAAGGUGCCUUCAGUGAAAAUGGAAUCAAUGAAUUUUUAAGAGAUCUGUCAUUUGGUAAAGGUGCGUCUGCUCCUCUGAAGAGUGCUGAACUACCAAAAGUUGUUAAAACUGAAAAAUGGGAUGGAAAAGACGGAGUGUUGGAAGUGGAAGAGGACAUAGAUCUGAGUGAUGUAGAAUUGGAUGACAAGGAUGAAUUAUAGAUAGAACUGUAGCGGUUAUUUAAGACUGGGUGAUUGUGUCUGAAUGAAGAAUGUUUGAUGGGCCUGUUUGAUUGGUAUAAUUGAGAGUAUGUAUGAAAUGGUCGUGUUUGAUUGAUCAAGAUAUAUAUUUUUGUGUUUAUCUUUUAGUCUAGUUUACUUUUAAAUAUUUCCAAGCCACCCCUAAACUCAACUUACCCACAAAACCUUUCUGCAAUUGGGGUUGUCAACUCUGCAUCUCUUUGAGUCCUGUGAAGCGAAACUAUUAGUAACUGAACAAAUUCAAAGCCAUCCCAGCCAAAAUAUACAGUCUUUUAUAAGCCCUUCCUUACUACGCAUAGAAAUUUUCCCAUAUUUUUUAUCAAUUUGAAGUAAUUUUCCCUAAACUAUGCAUUAAAGUGCUCAAAUCUGUUGAAAACCCUCCUCAUGUAUCAGGAACAACGCAAUCAUUUUGUAUAAGAUAUCAUUAUUGUGUAUUUUGGUACAUCUGAUUGGUUAAAAUUGUGUUCUCUUGAUUUUUCAUUGGCUGAUAUAUUUGUUGUAUUUUAUCAUGUGAUGUGAAAAACUCAUUUGUUUGUUAAUUGGUUUCAAAUAAAACCUUUCAACUCUU
Lottia gigantea (owl limpet) is the source of this 2053-nucleotide messenger RNA. RefSeq lists its product as hypothetical. Gene Ontology annotation, biological process: response to endoplasmic reticulum stress. The transcript has 12 exons. The coding region runs from base 127 to 1446 and encodes 439 amino acids. Gene Ontology annotation, molecular function: protein disulfide isomerase activity; protein-disulfide reductase activity. Gene Ontology annotation, cellular component: endoplasmic reticulum lumen. The record is from RefSeq and is a predicted model, not a curated record. NCBI's taxonomy places the organism in Eukaryota, Metazoa, Mollusca, Gastropoda, Lottiidae.